Vicugna pacos (alpaca) is the source of this 12401-nucleotide messenger RNA. NCBI's taxonomy places the organism in Eukaryota, Metazoa, Chordata, Mammalia, Artiodactyla, Camelidae. The record is from RefSeq and is a predicted model, not a curated record.
GGGGCGCGGCACUGGUCCGGGACCCUAAGACGUCUGUUUUGAGGAGCAGGCGAAACCGAGGUUUUCUUGGGUCCUAGGGCCUGAUAUGUUGGCGACUACAACUUUGCGGGAACCUCAUAGCCGACGGGGGCAUGACAGGACGUGUGGGGACCCCACCCAUGAUGAAUAGAUGACUUGUGGUGAGGGAAUCUUAAAUUUUGGUGGCAAUGGUCGAGACAGCGGGAAGCGCCCCAAGUUCCGGUGAGGGCUGAAGGCCCACAAGGGCACCUUACUGCCGAACUGGCAGAGUGCCCAAAGGGUCUGUAGAAAAGACUCCUGGUUUUUCUGUUUCCAUGUUUUAAAGUAUGGGUUUAUUGUGGAAAUGCAUUAUCCAGCUUCAAUAAAUAAAGCAAUUUCGUCAUGAAAACCUGGUCAAUCUGAUUGAAGUUUUUAGACAGAAAAGGAAAAUUCAUUUGGUGUUUGAAUUUAUUGACCACACAGUAUUAGAUGAGUUACAACAUUACUGUCAUGGAUUAGAGAGUAAGCGACUUAGAAAAUACCUCUUCCAGAUCCUUCGAGCAAUUGAAUAUCUUCACAAUAACAAUCAGCUCCUGGAGACGUUUAUACGGACUAUGUGGCCACACGCUGGUAUAGAGCUCCAGAAUUAGUAUUAAAAGACACCUCUUACGGAAAACCUGUGGAUAUCUGGGCUUUGGGCUGUAUGAUCAUUGAGAUGGCCACUGGAAAUCCCUAUCUUCCUAGCAGCUCUGAUUUGGAUUUACUUCAUAAAAUUGUUUUAAAAGUAGGCAAUUUGACACCUCACUUGCAGAGUAUCUUUUCCAAGAGUCCCAUUUUUACUGGGGUAGUCCUUCCUCAAGUCCAACACCCCAAAAGUCCAAGAAAAAAAUACCCAAAGCUAAAUGGAUUGUUGGCAGAUAUAGUUCACGCUUGUUUACAAAUUGAUCCUGCUGAGAGGAUAUCAUCUACUGAUCUUUUGCAUCAUGAGUAUUUUACUAGAGAUGGAUUUAUUGAAAAAUUCAUACCAGAACUGAGAGCUAAAAUACUACAAGAAGCAAAAGUUAAUUCAUUCAUAAAGCCAAAAGAGAAUUUUAAAGAAAAUGGAUUUAAGAAAGAUAAAAGAAAAAUAAUUUAUACUGAUACACUGCUAAGCACUUCAGUUUGGGGAAAGGAAAUGGAAAAAGAGAAAAAGCCCAAGGAGAUCAAAGUCAGAGUUAUUAAAGUCAAAGGAGGAAAAGGAGCUAUCUUAGAACCAAAAAAGACAGAGUGUGAAGGUAGACACUGUCAACAGGAUGCAGCUGAAAUUGCUCAUACCAAACUUGUAAUCAGCGAACCACCAAACCCUGUCAAUCCCAGCACUAACUCUUUGGGCAUGAAAGAUGAUCCACAUGCUGGAGGUAGUAUGAUGAUGCCACCCAUUAAUCUAACUAGCAGUAAUUUGAUGGCUUCAAAUCCCAGUUCAAAUCUCUCCCACUCCAAUUCAAGGUUAACUGAAAGAGCAAAUAAGAGACGUACUUCACAGUUUAUUGGACAAGUUAUGUCUAAUAGCAGGCAUGAGGAUACAGGUCCCACUCAAAACCAGAUGGAGAAGGGUGUGUUUAAUGAGCGAACAGGUCAAAGUGACCAAAUGGCAAAUGGAAACAAAAGGAAGCUGAAUUUUUCCAGAUCUGACAGGAAAGAAUUCCAUUUCCCAGAAUUGCCUUUCACAAUACAGUCAAAGGAGAUGAAAGGAAUGGAAGUUAAACAUAUAAAAGUGCUGAAGAGGGAAUCAAAGAAAACAGAUUCAUCUAAAAUACCAACUUUAAUUAAUGCAGAUCACUAUCAAGAAAAACAAGAGGGUGGAGAUGGCCAUUGUAAGGGGAAGAAUUUGAAGAGGAACAGAUUUUUUUUCUGUCUUAUUAUUGUUUAAGGUAAGACCAUACCUAUUACUCCAUCAUGGCUGGAACUAGAAGUUCAGUUAAAGAGCUCUGGAAGUGGAGAUCUAGUCACUAUUGUGAAUAAGGAAGAACUUUUAGAGUCAUCAAUAAAAGUUCUAGCUCAGUCUUAUAUAACAUGUCCCUGGUUGAUUUUCUGCUGUCUUAGUUUAAGACUAUCCCUAAGGAUAUGGAUGGAUAUGUGGACAGGAAUUUAUAGGAAUUACAGGAAUUGCCAUACUUUCUGUUUUUGUUCUUGUUCUGGUUAGUAUAAUGAUCAUUUUUUCCAGUGAAUUCUUUGCCAAUAGCAUGAAAGUUUGAAAUGUGAAAGUAUGAAGUUUGCCAAUGAAAUGCAGUUGGAUAUAAUUGGAUAGGAUGAAUAGUUUACUGGCUGAUAAUGAUUGUCAAAAGGAAUUAGUCAGGAAAAUGUAUUUGAGUUGUAUUUCUGGUCUGUUUUCAUUUUCCAAAUAUGACUCUAACUUAUAAAUACUUGUUACAGAACACUUUUUUAAGCAAAUGGUUGACAUAGUGAGUUGCUGAUAUCAAAACUGAAAAUGCUCCAUGGUGGCUAGAACAUGAUGACAUUAGGUUGGAGCUCAGAAAAUUUUUAACAUAAGAUACAGUCCUGAUUCCUGUGUUUAAAUUGUUUCUAUUCCAUUCCUGUAUUCCUUUCAUCAACUCUGACCUAGGAGUGGGAUUUCUAGAGCCUGAGUAACAAUAGUUUACAGUGUAGUUUCAGUGACUACUAAGGCCACAAAUGUGGUAGUCUGCUGAUGCAGAGGCAACAUUUUCAUUAAAUUCAAGAGUAAGAAAAUCAUAUCUUUUAAACACAUAAUUCUAUACACAGGAACAAACUAUACCAGUACACAGGAAUGCCAAGAAGACAUUAACUAAAUAUAGAAUUAUACAGCUGCCCAAAGUGUAAAUUAAAGGGCCCUAAAUGGAAAUUGGGUCAGGUUACAAAAACUAGCAGGAUUGUACAGGGAAACUGUCAAGAAAUCUUAGGUGAUGUGGGAGCCCUAAGUUAUAAGAUGAUACAACAGGAAAGCAUUCUUUUCAUUUUAAUAAGAGGCAAAAGGAUAUAAACAAAUAAAAUAUCCUCCUAUCCUGCUAACCUCCUAUCUGCCUACCUUCUCUUCCCACAGAGGUAGAGAAAACUGAUACUGACGACUCUAUAAAGGCAGAUAAUUAUAAUAAUUUUUUUUCUUUUUUGGGAAAGUAACCCUGAGGUCAUAUAACCAUAAGUAUGCACUUAUGAUGGAUGAGAUAGAAGCCAAACUAAAAGAGGAAAGCUGUGGUCUAUUCACACUUGUCUAAUAUAUUGUCACUCCCUCUAGGAUUGCUAAGAAAUAGUUACAAUUGAUUAGUUAUAAGUUGUUAUUUGGGAAACUUCUCAGAGAGCAGACAAACACAGCACACUUCUUUAAAAUGUCAUUUGCAAAAGAACAGAUUUAUUCACCUUAAGAUUGGAUACCUAGAAAGAAUCACCAGACAGUUAACUUACAGUCAUCUGGAGGAACAGUACAUAAUAAUCAUUAUGAAUUUAUUUUAUCUGGCUAGUUGCUCUUAAUAACAGCUUAAUGGGCCCUGUAACAAAGGGAAAGCAGGUUUUUGUAGUUCAAGUAAUCAACAAGCAUUUGGGCUCUGUUCUUUUCUGUCUACACUCCCUCGGUGAGCUCAUCUAGAUGUGUGGUCUUAAAUACCAUUUAUUUUCUUAUUAUUCUCAAUUCUCUCUCUCUAACCUGGACUUGACUGCUUAACUCCAGAUGCAGAUUUCCAAUUGCCCGUUCAAAAUCUCCACCAAAACGUAUAAUAGGUAUCUCAAACUUAGCAGUUCCAAAAUUAAGGUCCUAAUCUCCUCCACACUUCCUCCUACUCCUCCAUGUUUCCCCAUCUUAGUUAAGGACAACUUCAUUUCUUCCGUUUGCUCAGGAGAAAAGUAUUAGGGUAAUCCUUGACCUCUCUCUUCCUCUCUACAUCUCUAACCUACAUCCUUUCAGCUCUACCUUCAAAGUAUGUUCAGGAUUUGACACUUUUUACCCCUCUGUUGCUCUUCACAACAUUUCUUGCCUGAAUUUCGUAGUGGUCGUCUGUUAACUGAUCUCUCUGCUUUCACCCUUGUUCAACCUUCAGUUUCUUAUCAAUUCACUGCCUAGGUGUUCUUCAUAAAGUAUAAAACAGAUGAUGUUACUGCUGUAUAUAAAACCCCAAAUGCUUCUUACUUCACUCAGAGUAAAAGCCACAGGCAUUACAGUAACCUACACGACCCUACCCAGUAUAACUCUACCCUCUCUUUGACCCUGUUUGCUGCUUCUCCCCCAAUUACUCAUUCUGUUCCAGGCCCACUGGCCUCCUUGUUGUUCCAAGCUAUGCUUCUGCCUCAGAACCUUUGUUUUUUUCUGUUUCCUCUGCUGAGUAAUAAUAUCUUUCCUCAGGUGACUGCAUGAUGCCCUCCUUUACCUCCUUCUUGUUCAAUACAACCUCCUUACUGGUUUUUACUCACAUAUGAAGCUUUCUCUACUACAUUACUGAAGAUGGAAAUUUUCCCUAUUCCUAUUCCCCUUUCCUAUUUUACUUCUUUAUACAACAUUUCCCUCUGACAACCUAUAUAAUUUACUUAUUUUGUGUACUAAUGGUCUCCCUCCAACAAAAUAUGAACUACAUGAGGACAGGGAUUUAGUGUUUUGUUCAUUGCUAUAUUCCCCAGCAUAGAAUAGUGCCGAGCAUAUAAUGACACCCAAUAACACUUGCUUUCUGAAUGAAUGAAUUUAUUUAACACCCUACAUAGAAUUCAGUUGAAAAAAAGGAGAAGAAAAUACAGAAUAGUUUUAUUGGUGUGGUAGAAUGUGCUCUCUAUGGCAUGCUAAUAUUCAUUGUUCAAGUGGCUGAACAAGGAAUGAAUAGCAGUCAUUCAGUAUGGAGUUUAAAGGUGAAGGAGAUCAAGUGAACUUACAGUUUGUUAGUAUUUUAAUUAAGGAACUGAAAAUUGAUUACAUUUAGAAAACUGAAGGGUGCAUGUUAGGAAUAGAAUUCAGAGGAAUCUCAGGUAAGUUAGAAAAUUUUUCUCUCAAAAUUUAAAAAGAGACAAGGAAAUUCAGUCUGCUUCGAGCAAGGAAAUGCUCUGCAAAGUAAGUUACAGUAUAUGGGUCAGAUUUUUAGGUUCUCCACCUGAAGUCACCACAUUUCUGUUUCUUUAGCUACUGUGUGUCAGGAGAGCAGGCAAGUCCUAAAUUAGUAUACCUAGUGCUAGCCCUAGAGUGAGAAAUUGUGUAAUUACUGUCUCAGUGUUAUGCAGAUCUCUCCAUGAAGUCUUUUGGCUUAGAAAAAGUGAAAUGAUUUCUUUGCUUAAUUGAAUUGUAUUGAAAGAAUAAAGAAUCUGUGCAAUGUAUAACUCAAAGAGGUAAAUAAAAUGAACUUUGCUUCAUAUUGACUUUCAAACUAACUGUAGGUAAAGGUUCUCACUCUUCACAAUUAGCUUUCAUUCAAUGGAUAGCAGGAUAUAGAUUGCAGGUAUCCAGUGGCUAUUAUGUAGUCUGUAAGUCCCUCUUGCCAGAGUAAAGAUGAUUCCUAAAUUCUCUUUGAAGUCAGAUAGUCCUAACCUCCUCCAGAGGGAGCUCAGGAUCCAGCAUUUUCAGGACAUGGAGCCAGUCUCUGCCCUGGUCUAACAAACAGGACAAGCCGUUUAUUUCCCUGUAAAACUGAACUGGUGUAUGAAGAUGGGGUACUAAUACAGCAUUGUUUUUGCUUUAAAUCAUUGAUUUUUGCUGCCUUAGAUGAGAGAUGUAAUAAAGAUCCGUGGUAGGACUUGCGUUUCCUCAGAUGAAAGACUCCAGAGUCUUAGGAAUUUCAAACCAAGCCUGAGAUUAUUUAUAUACAUUUCAAGCAGCACCUCCUGGGCGUCUCUGAGUAAUUUCUUUGUGGCUACUAAUUAUCACAUUGAACAGUACUAUUACAAUGUUUAAAGCAUCUGAUGCCUCAUGAAAAACCUUAAAAAACAGACUUAUUAUGGAAUAAUCUGCCAUCAGUACUCUUUUUUGGAUUUUUGUUUGAUAGAUUUGAGUUGGGAAAUUUAGUUCCUUUAGUUGCUAUCCUUCAAACAGAAUAUCUAGUGGUAUCAGACUAUUUUUUGAAACUAUACCUGUGAACUCCUGGGGCUUCUUUCUUUUUAAAAGUAUUUGUUGAAUAAACAUUCAAUUUUUAUUAAAAGCCAUAUAGUAUAAUAGAGUCCACAUUGUUAACAGAUUGCCUGAACUAGAAUCAUGGUUUUUACCACUUUUUCACUGAGGAGUAUGUAUGUGGUGCUUUGUUGCCUCUGUUUUACCAGUUGGAAAACUGGGACAAGAAUAGCAUAUCUCUUAGAGAUACUGUGAGGACUUACUGAGAUAAGAUUUAAUACACACAGGGCAUAGUAAAUGUGUACUGAUGAAAUUUAGUUGUCUACAUGGCCUUUGGAGUCUCCUUCAAAGAUGCAGAAUUAUGGUCUUUAAUUUUAGUUAAAUUUUAGGUCUAGAGGUACCCUUUACCCUUGUUGUAUACUGUCUGUGAAAUUCUGAGGGAACCUGUGCCAUGCUCUUCAUUUGUUUAGAUAUGAAGACAGCUUGGGUGACAUACAUCACAUAUCUGCUCUGCAUGUAUAAAAUGUCCCAUUAAUACAAGAAUAAACAUGGCAUUUAGAGUUUCAGAAAAGAAAACUGUUUAAUAUGUCUCCUUUUGAAGUUUGGAAGAAAAUUAAUCUCUGCAGACUCAGUAGCACUUUUUAGAGUAGUGUCACGUCAAAAGGGAGAUACUAAUAUUGAAGUUAUGUUCUAUUCUGGGAAAACUAAGUCUAGACCAGCAGUUUCUAUUUUUUUAAUCUUUUGAAGCUACAUUGAAAUUUUCUCAAGAGUCUUUGUGCAUUAGUGGAGCACCUAAGGUGAUGGCUGUGUUAGGGUGCUGAGAAGAUGACUUACUGAUUAAUGUAGGGAGAUGCAGGUUUUAUGGAGCCUGAAGCUUUUCAAUUUGAGAGCCCUUUUUUGGGAAAAAGAAUACAAAAUUACAACUGCAAAAUUGCUAAUCUGUUUUCAUGGCCUUGGAAGGAGACUGUACAAGGGAGGGGAUUACACUGGCUUCUUGGCAAAUAUACCUCUGCUGAUGGAAUUGCCAUUACUUGAUUCUCUGUGGCCACUGGAAGUCAUGCAGAGAAGUGGAUUACGGCAGCAGCAGUGGCAGUUGAAUUGGCAAUCAAUGAGGUCAAGCUUUGAAAUCUAUUGGGUAUAUAUUCGUGUGAUGAUUAAGAGAGCUGGCUCCAAUCCUUAGGCCAAGUGGAGUUGUUAUAAGUGGAAGGGCUUACAACUGUAGCUCAGUAGGUUGCUGCUGUGUGGCACUCAUUUCCUUUCAUUUGGAAGAAGGAACAUAGAAUACGGUCACAGUGAUAGGAAGCACCCUGAUGCAUUUAAGAACUUGAAGGAUAAAUUUUGAAAAAAAAACUUGAAGAAUAAAAUUAAAAUUUAAUCUAUUAAAUAUUGUAUGGUGUCUGUUUUCACCACAGUAAGAAAACUUUACUUUUGUUGGGCACCAGUUACCUCCUAAUUGUCAAAUUCAGUGGCUUUCUUUAAGUCUUCAUUUUCCUGAUUUUCUGUCACAUUUGACACUACGAAUUGUCUUUUCCUUCUGGAAACACUCUCAUCUUUUUGUUGCAUCUUUGUUUUCUUCUCAUCUACAAACAAUUUUUUGCUCUACUGAUAAUUUAUCUUUACACCUAUUUCCCCAUCAGCAUUCUCUGAGGUUUAGUUUUUAAGCCCUCCACUCUUCCCUGCUUCCUUGAGAGAAGUGUGCGGCUCUUUUAGCUUGACUACUACCCCUGGGGUAUUUGAGGGUAUUACUGCAAGGUUUGUAGUUCUGACACUGACACUAAUCUGCUAAUAUUUCCACUUUAUCAUUUUGUUGUUUCUUCAAACUUAUCAUAUCUAAACUGGAUUAAUUUUUCCCCAAACCAUCUUUCUCUUCCCUCCUAGAUUUUCUUAUUUCUAAAAGUGGUAUCAUGGUUCUCCCUGGCUUGAAACUUGGCAUCAACUUCAUUUUUUUGUUUCAAAAUAUCUGAUAGCCUUCCAGGCAUUAGGUCUACUUGACUCAUUCUUUCUAGCACACUUUGGUCCUAUCACAUUGUAUUAAUUUUUCUUUCUUAAGUUAUAUAGCCUCUCUAGGACUCUUCCCAUGCCAGGUGAUCUAUUUUCCCUCUUGACUAUCAUUUUUAUUGUUUAUACUAUGUAUACUAUAUAUAAACAAAUAUUAUAUGUUACACAUCCUGCUUUGUGAUGCUAGCUGCCUCUUAAUUUAUAUCUUUGUACCUUUAUACCCUACCCCUAGUACCUUCAUAUAAUUAGGUACCUUAAUAUAUAUAUGGAACAAAUAAUUUAAAUUCCAAGUGGCCUUGGUAGUUUAGAGGCUUGCUGAAGAAUCAGUGAAUGAUAUUAAAAGUGAUCAGUAAUAAUCUGAGGCAUAGAUGUCACUGAGCAAGCUGUCAAAAGAAAUCUUGGUUUAGCAGUUAGUAGUGUCAUACUGCCGUUCUGCUUUAAAACUUUAGAGCACUGAAAAUUCUGUUUGCCUUUGGGGAGAUAUAGCUGAAGUUUUCCUGAAGUUUCAGCCUUCUUAGAUCAAAAGCAAUUUUACUUUUUCACUUUUAGUGAUAUUUGUACUAGAUAUCUGACAAUACAUGUGCUGGCUAUCCUGAAAAGUUCCAAUUAUAAAAUCUUUCAUUAGUGGCCAAAAGGUACUAUUGGUUUAGAGCCUGGGUUUUAGCAGGUAACUCAGAUGAAAGCAGAUAAAGUCUAGGACCUAAGCAAAGUGGGAAGUUGUAUUGGAAAUUGCACAUAAAGCUGAGUCCUUAAAAAUUAUAACCCUGAGUAAAGAGUGAAUUAGGCAAAAUCUACUCCUCAAAGAGAGAUUGUAGAGAAAUUUGUCUGUCUUGUCCUUGGCUCUAGAUGGAAAAAAACACAAACCAACAACCUUUCUCCUAAGAAUUCACAUCCAUCCUUCAUACAGGUUUGGUGUCAGAAUUCACUCUACACAUGCGAUCCCCCAAAACCCAAGAUUAGAAUGUGGUUUAAAGUGCUACUGUAUUAAUAAUAAAACCAGUUGCCUAGCAGAAGCAAACACAAAUACUCUCUGGAGGAAUGCACUUUAAAUGAGGGUCUUAAAGAAUUCCCACAGAUACAUUUACUGUGAAUAUGGGCUCACUGUUAAAAAAUCACAAGCAAAGAAUAAGCCAACAUGAAUGGGAGUUUACAGAAAUAGCAAACAGACUCAAACCUGCUAAGACUUAAUAAUUAAACUUGUCAGAUACAUAAUAUACUGAAGCUUAUUUACCAUACGUAAAGAAAUAAAGAGAAUAUUGACUGUAUGAUUCAAAACAAAAACUAUCAAAAAUAACUGGGCAGGUUUGGAAAAAGAGCAUAAUAGAAUACCCAUCUAGAAAUAAAGGCAUAAUAAUUGAAAUUAGGAUCUUAGUGGAUUGAUCAAAUAGUAAUUAUAUAGAGCUGAAGGGAGAAUUAGUGAAUGGAAAAAUAUAUCUAAAGAAAUUACCCAGAGUACAUCCUAGGGAGACAAAGAGGUGGAAAAAAUAAAAUCGAAGUUAAGAGAUGUAUGUGAUGUAUGAGAAAGUCUAACAUAUGGCUAAUUAGAUUUCUAAAAGGAAGAAAUAGAAGAAAUGAGAGUGGGAAAUAGUCAAAGAAAUAAUAGCUGAUAAUUUUCCAGAAUUGAUUAAAAAAAAAAACAAACCCAAGAAUCCUCAGAUGCAGGAAUCCCAGUGAAUCAUAAGACUAACUAAAAUGAAACCCACUCUUAGAUACAUCAUCAUGAAAGCAUAGAACACCAAAGAAGUGAAAAAAUUAAAAGCAGUCAGAGUAGAUUGAUCACUAUAAAUGAAUGUCAGGUACAGUGACAACUGACUUCUCAACAGCACAAUGGAAGUCAUAAGACAGCUGGAAUAAUAUCUUCAAAGGAUGAGGAGAAAAUAGCUGUAAACUUGGAAUACUGAGGCAGAUUAAUUAAUAGUCAUCUCCAAAUAUCUGUUUUCUGCUUCUUUUGUAAUUAAAUCCUUGGUUUUUAACUGAGCACGUGAAUACCUGGAAUAAAAACUACUUUUCCCAGCUUUCUUUACAGUUAGGAUUAUCAGAGAAGUAGUGAAAGUAGUAAUUUGUAUUAAGUUCUAACAAGUCAAAGGUUUUGCUUUAUUGCUGUCAAUUUCUAAGCUUUCUACAAUUUCUGCGUCACAGAACAGGGAGGAAGUGAUUCAAGGAGAGGCUGCCACUUUUGGUGAGUUGAUGAGGCAGAAAUAUAAGCUUGGGGAGGUCAAGGUGGCUAGAGUUUGCAAGGCUCAAAUACCAGAGAAGAGAGAACUAUGUAGAGAAGGAACUUAGAAAUCUGCAUGGGUUCCCCUCCAGUCUUUGGCUGAGUACUAAUCUGUGCAUGUGCUGCUUUCAUACAAUAUCGAAAGUGAAAUGAAAAUUCACUGAAAUGAGUCCAAAGCAAAUUAGAUACUGUAGAAGAAAAUAUCAGUAGCUUUAAGACAUGGCAAUAGAAACCAUCCAAAAUGAAGCACAGAGGAAGAUUGAAAUAAAAUGAAACAAAACUGAAAUAAAAACAAAAUGACUCUGGGAUAGUAUUAAUCAGCCUAACAUACAUGUAAUUGUAUUCCUAGAAAUAGAGAGGAAAGGGCAGAAAAAAUAUUUGAAGAAAGAAUGGUUGAUAUGUUUUCAAAUGCAUUGAGGAGUAUAAAUCCUCAGGUCCAGGAAGGUCAGUAAACCCCCAAGCAGGUGAACUAGCAAGUCACAACUGGGAACUGAUAUAUCUAAAAUAUAUAGUAAAUUCCUAAAAGAAAACAACAAGAAAAAACCAACAUAUCCCCCAAAGUGAGCAAAGGACAGAAUGAGAUAUUUCAUAAAAGCAGGAAGAUGAAUGGCCAGUAACAUAAGAGCUUCAUUACUAAGCAGAGAAAUGUAAAUUAAUACCACAGAUGCCGGUUCUCAGUCUCACCAAUUUGGCAAAAACUAAUUGUCAACACCAAGUGUUUGUGAAGAUAUGGAGUAAUAGGGUCUCUUAUUCACUGCUGGUGGGAGUGUACAUUGGGACAGUCACUUUAGAAAAUCUGACGUUAUCUAGUAAGGUUGUAGAUGGGCACACUCUAUACCCCACUGUUCCUGUUUACCCUAGAGAAAGUCUUGCACAUGGACUUCAGGAGAUAAGUAUAAGGAUGUUCUAGCAGUGUUGUUUGUUAAAGCAAAAAUUGGAAACAAGCCAAAAGUCCUUCAACAACAGACUGGAUAAAUAGAGAGAUAAUUAAUACACACAGAGUGAAAAUGAAUGACCUACAAUUUUAUGCAUCAACAUUAAUAAAAUCUCACCAACAUCUUUCAUCAAAAAAGCAAGUCACACUAUGAUUCCACGUAUAUAAGUUAAAAACCAGAGAGGACGGUAAUAACUCAGUGGUAGAGCACAUAUUUAGCAUGCACAAGGUCCUGGGUUCUAUCCCCAGUACCUUCAUAAUAAAACAAAAUAAAAUAAAUAAAAUAAUAAACAUGCAAAACUGUAUCUCAAAAUACACAAUAUAUGAUUAGAUUAUAAAGAAAGGCAGGAAUAACAAACACAAAAUUCAGGAUAGCAGUUCUGUCUGCUAGGAAUGUGAUCAGAGAGAGUACCUGGAGCCUCAGUGGUCCUAGUAAUGUUAGGUUUCUUGAGUCACUUGGAUUCAAGGGAGUUUGUUUUAUUAUUAUUCUUUAAAUAUGCUAAUUAUUUUGUCAGAAUUAUAUUUUCAUUAUAAAAAUAUUUUAACAAAAAAAGAAAUUCUUAUAAACUAAGUGUAGGGUGGAGAUGGAUAUUAAAGUCAGCACAAGAAGAGCAGGACUCCUGUAGAACAUCCCUAUGGAUGAUUAUUCACUUUGUUUUAUUUUUUAUUUUUAAUUUGUAUGUGUAUUUUUAUUGUGAAACAUUUUAGAAAUAUAAAAAUGUAUAGAGAAUAAUAUAAUAAUCACUUAUGCAUCCAUGACCUCAUGUAAAACUAUACAAAAAUAGUUGAAACCACUUGUGUAACCCUCCCCAAUUACAUUCCCUUUCCUGCAUCCCCAAUAAUCACAGUUAUGAAAUUUGUAUCUGGCAUGUCCAGAUACAAAUGCCUGAUUUUAUGUAUGUACCCUUAAAACUUUGUAUCAUGUAGUUUGUAUUGUAUUGUUUAGCAUGUUUGGCAUUUUACAUAAAUGGUAUCACUCAGUACGUGUCCUCCUGCAACUUAUUUUUCCCCAGCUUCUUUUUCUUUUUUAAUGUUUGUCCAUGUUGAUAUGCAGGAUUCUUUACAUCCAGUUUAAAUUUGUGUUUCCAAUGCUUCAAAAUUUAAAGAAACCUUUUGCUACAGGAAAUAUCAAAUAUAUACAAGAGUAGAUAUGCAUGAUACAUGAUCCCGCAUGUACUCAUCACCGAGAUUUAACAAUUACUAACAUAUGGAGAAUUUUGUUUCAUCUA